Messenger RNA from Salmo salar (Atlantic salmon), 1945 nucleotides. Its product is annotated as glycerophosphodiester phosphodiesterase 1. The record is from RefSeq and is a predicted model, not a curated record. Gene Ontology annotation, cellular component: plasma membrane. Gene Ontology annotation, molecular function: glycerophosphodiester phosphodiesterase activity. Lineage: Eukaryota; Metazoa; Chordata; Actinopteri; Salmoniformes; Salmonidae. Gene Ontology annotation, biological process: ethanolamine metabolic process; phospholipid metabolic process; N-acylethanolamine metabolic process.
GGUCCAAUAUGACAGUUAUGAGGCAACAAUGUUGCUGUUUGAUCAUGUAAAUAGGAUGUUGUGAAACUACGCUAACGAUUUCAAAUGUAGCCACUGAAUUAUUUUGUGUCUUGCUUCUGCAUAGACUGAAGAAGGCAUGUCAAGACAAUCUUCGGUGGAAUCCUUAGUGCCGAUCUUCCAAAGAAGUGUCACUGCUUGCAGCCAACUGGAACAAUAUUGAGACAUCUUUCCAACCUCAUUGGCAUAUUAAGAACUGGUAACUUUGUGACAGUGUUAAUGCGCUGAUGUCUGUCCAACAGCAUAGCAGAAGUGUGUUGAACAGUCUACACCGCAGAAUUGUGAGUCAGUGACCGUAUGGACCCGGCGCAAAAAUGCUGCAACUCGGAGACGAAAUCGCCCUAUUAUCUGUGGUGUUCGCGUUCGUUCUCCUCGGAACACGUAGCACGAUAUGGUCCACCGCCCUCACCGCCUGCCUCUAUGCCUUUCUGAUCAUGUUCCGUUUUCCCCAAGUCCCGACCAGCCAGGCGAGACAGGUGCUUCGGCCCGCUAAGAACGCUGCUUCGGGUGGGGUGUCCCUAGUCGCUCACCGGGGUGGAGGGCAUGAUGCGCCGGAGAAUACCAUGGCUGCCAUCCGGGAGGCCCAUAAGAACGGGGCGACCGGCGUAGAGCUGGACUUGGAGUUCACAUCAGAUGGAGUCCCUGUUCUGAUGCACGAUGAGACUGUAGACCGAACCACCAACGGGUCGGGACCCCUCACACAGCUAAGCUUCUCUGAGCUGAGUAAACUGGACGCAGCCGCUAAGCACCGACUCAGUGACAAGUUCCAGGAAGAGAAGGUCCCCACUCUGCAGGAGGCUGUGGAGGAAUGCAUCAAACUGCAGCUCACCAUCUACUUUGAUGUCAAAGGUCACCCAGAUGAGGCAGCGGCAGCCCUAAAGGAGAUGUAUCAGAAACACCCUGUGCUUUACAACACCAGCAUCGUCUGUUCCUUUGAGCCCAAAGUCAUCUACAGGAUGCGUCAGGCUGACCCGGAAGUGGUGACGGCGCUGACCCACCGGCCAUGGAGCCUUAGUCGGUUGGGUGACGGCACGCCGCGCUUCUCGUCGCUAUGGAAACACCACUGGAUGCAGGUGCUAGACGUGAUAGUGGACUGGGCCCACCACCACCUGCUCUGGAACCUCUGUGGCGUCUCUGCCUUCCUGGUGCAGAAGAACUUCAUAUCACUGGACUAUGUCCAGUACUGGGCCCAGAGAGGGGUUGAGGUGGUGGGCUGGACAGUCAACACAGCUGAGGAGAAACAAUACUACCAGGAGAUACUCAACGUCAACUACAUCACUGACAGCCUACUGGAGGACUGUGAUCCUCACUACUGAACACAGUGGAUGGACAUCACACACACACACACACACACUAACCCUGUGUUACUUAUCUUACUGUGUAUUGUAUGCCCGAGACACAUGAUACAAAUAUUCAGUACAAUACAAUAGCCUUCAAAUUACAGGGAGACUUCAUUUAGUGAACAACAUGUCUCCAUGUUCACCUAUGUACUGUAAUAACCAACUCAGGAGUGUACCUACUGCACAGUUACAUUUUAGUCAUUUAGCAGACGCUCUAAUCUAGAGAGAUUAGGGAAUUGAACCCACAACCCUGGUGUUGCAAGCCGCCAUGCUCUACCAACUGAGCCACACGGGACAACAGCUCGUACAUAUGUCAUAUUUUGAAUCCAUGACCGUUCCAAGUAUCAAGGAUCUGUGGAAAUAUGAACACUUCAUUCUCACACAGUGCAAUAAUGGGCUUUUAUGAAGGGAUAGUCUAACUGAAACAAGGAAAAGUCUUUGGGCAUCCAACCAGCCUUCCAAUGAAAUACUAACCUAAUAAGACGCAUUAACUUGAGUGAAAUAAUCUUAUAGGAAUGGAAAAAUAAACAAGGAUAGUAUGGAUGAAG